This is a messenger RNA of Sardina pilchardus (European sardine), 2148 nucleotides long. RefSeq names its product gap junction protein beta 3 (gene gjb3). The record is from RefSeq and is a predicted model, not a curated record. Lineage: Eukaryota; Metazoa; Chordata; Actinopteri; Clupeiformes; Clupeidae. Gene Ontology annotation, cellular component: connexin complex. Gene Ontology annotation, biological process: cell-cell signaling. Gene Ontology annotation, molecular function: gap junction channel activity. Bases 247 to 1113 code for a protein of 288 amino acids. The transcript has 2 exons.
AGGAGAAGUUUUGGAUUUCCAGCAACUUUGCGCCAGAGCUUUCACGUAGAACGAGUAAAUCAAAGACACGAAUCAGUGUAUGAAACCUACAAAGUUCUUCACAGAUUUCAGACUCACGUGGGGAAAAACGAGAAAUCUGUCAAAAUGAAGUGAUACCAGCUUGCUGUAUAAAAGACAGAAACAGAGGAUCCAAAGGGCACCAAUUAGGACACAGCGCAACCAAUCGUACAGUACAUUGGGACCAUAAUGGACUGGAAAUCUUUGCAGGCCCUUUUGAGUGGAGUGAACAAGUACUCCACUGCCUUCGGCCGGAUAUGGCUGUCAGUGGUGUUUGUGUUCCGGGUGAUGGUGUAUGUGGUGGCUGCUGAGCGGGUGUGGGGAGAUGACCAGAAGGACUUUGACUGCAACAUCAAGCAGCCCGGCUGUGCCAAUGUCUGCUACGACCACUUCUUCCCCAUUUCCCACAUCCGCCUGUGGGCCCUGCAGCUGAUCUUCGUCACCUGCCCGUCCUUCAUGGUGGUGAUGCACGUGGCGUACCGCGACGAACGCGAGCGCAAGUACCGAGUCAAGCACGGCGAGAACGCCAAGCUGUACUCCAACACGGGCAAGAAGCACGGUGGGCUCUGGUGGACCUACCUGCUGAGUCUCUUCGCCAAGACGGGCUUCGAGAUCGGCUUCCUCUACAUGCUCCACCACAUCUACAAUAGCUUUUACCUGCCUCGGCUGGUCAAAUGCGACAUCAGACCCUGCCCCAACGUAGUGGACUGCUACAUCGGGCGGCCCACAGAGAAGAAGGUCUUCACCUACUUCAUGGUGGGGGCAUCAGCCCUCUGCAUUGUCCUUAGUGUCUGUGAGAUUAUUUACCUGAUCUCCAAGCGCUUAGCCCGUUGCAUGAACAAGAUGAAGCGGAGAGAAAGAUACAUUCAGCCCCCAUACAGGGAAGAUGACAGCCACUGCACCCUACCGUUGACAGAGCUGGACCAUCAUCUUGAGUGUAAACCAGAGACCAAGCCAGAUUUUAAGCCUGACUUUAAGCCUUACCCUCUUAUGCCAACUCUCAGGUUAAAAGACGACCUACGUGCCUCAGCUCCAAAUUUGUCCUAUUCUACCUGAAAAACAAUCAAUCUGGAACUGACACGAACUUUUGAGAAGAGGUCCUGAGACCCAACAGGUGUCAGGUGUGAUUCAGACAUUUUCAGCUGCAACUACAACUAAAGAUUAAUUUUAUGGAUUUUGUUUUUGUGCUCACAAACUCUAGACAUCUUCAUACUCUGAAAUGAGAUUCAUCGUACCACACUGCACUAGAAAGAUUUCUUGUCACUCUGAGACCUUCUUUCUCGAUAUCUAUGAAGUCUUUAGGCUGUUUACUUUCUGUGGCAUGUAAUGUUUUUAUUUUUUAAAAUGAGAUCCAUUUUUGUUUUAUGGCACACCAUUAUAUUAGCUGACAAAUUAAAAGAAACAGGGCCGUUCUGCUUUCUAAGAAAGUCUUUUUGUCUGGCACACUUUUCUUAUUCCGUCUGGAUCAGGGGCAAUAGUGAGCAGUGGUGAAAAAGAGUUAUGGUGCAUUCUCAAAUGCUGAAUAACUGCACAGGCAUCCAGGUAGACACGCCUCGUUCAGCCAUCCAUCUCUUUCUCCACACCUACAGAGGUGGACAAAAGUUUCUGAGAAAAGGACUAUUGACAGAGAUUUCAGAGAAUUGUGCCCUUUUGCCCAGUUUCACACCUUAAAUGUUAGAUAAUACAUGCUAUUUUAAAUGGAACAUAAAUACUAAUAAGCAUUAGGCAUAUGACCAAAUAUAAUGUCUGCUUUGUAAAUAUCUGUUCUUGGUUUACAAUUUAAUUUUCUGUCUACAGAACUGAACUAGACUUUUUCUGACUUGAAUUGGCAUUUUUCUGGGUGGUAACACCAGCCUUUUGGAAUUAUGUGAUACUAUGUUAUGCAAGAUAUAGUUACAACAAGAGCGUGUGGUUGCACAAGUGGUUAGUGUGGUUUAUGAUAAAACUGCCCAAAGUUAAGACCACUUGGAAGUGGAGAAAAUAAAAUAAGUCCCCAAACAUCCCUGGUGGACAUUGCAUUGGAAAUAGUUAGCACAUUGUAUAUGCUGUACAUUUAUUUAUGUUUUUGAGAAAUAAAAUAAUUUUCAUACU